This is a messenger RNA of Neltuma alba, 850 nucleotides long. RefSeq lists its product as uncharacterized. The record is from RefSeq and is a predicted model, not a curated record. Lineage: Eukaryota; Viridiplantae; Streptophyta; Magnoliopsida; Fabales; Fabaceae. The transcript is spliced from 2 exons. The coding region runs from base 4 to 684 and encodes 226 amino acids.
AGCAUGAAUUGCAGUGCUCCUGCAUCCGCGUCGGAGCCCACCAUCGCCAUACCAAGCAGUGCAAAUUGCGUGCGAAGCAAUCAAAGCACUCGCGCCUUCCGCAGGAUCAGCUCGGCCGUUGGAGCGCGCACAAUGGAGGAGGAAAAAGCACCCUUGAUUGGAGAAAUCGAGGAAGUAGGCACCGAUUCUGAUGCGGCUCAAAGACAUGUGAGGACCAAGGUUCCGGAGGUGGAGAUCCACCUGUACCGUCAGGGCAAGGGACCCAUUGAAGUGUUCAAGACGACCCUGGGAGGUUGGGAUCAGGACCAAUUGGAAGUUCGAAAUAUCCUCGACAAGUAUGGCUUUAAAUCCAUCUACGCGUUCAAUCCUCAAUCGGGACGCGGCGUUCCCAUUCGGUUCAACCCUAAAAACGGCAGGUCGAUAUUGACUUAUAGGGAUGGAGGAGUUGUUUACAUUGAUGGAGAACCCAAGGAUUCGUUGAUUAAACCAGUGACCAAGAUCUUGACUGGGGUGGCAUUAAUAACCAUUAUGAUUGUACUGGUUUCCAAGGAUAUUCCGGAAUGGAUCAAGAAAUUAAACCUUUUCGGUGGAGACUUUCCUCCAUGGAUCUUGGCUUGUGCAGUUAUUGUUUUCACCCGCAUGAGGAAGAGAACCAAACACGUCCUGAAGAAGUUUGGUUGGUGAACGGACAGAGCUCAUGCUCCUGUGGUCGGGUUUAAUGGAUUUCUGUACGCUUUCAGGUUUUUUGUAAGAUGGCAUAUUUUCCCCAUUUAAAUACAUCUUUUUCUAUAGAAUUAAUGUCAGUAAGUAUUAUUGAUAAUAAGUAAUAGCGCGUUCUGGUUAAUUUUUU